UCGCUGAAGAGACUCACCAAGGCCAUCUUCAACGUGACAUCCAGACGGGGAAGAAGGGCCACUCUUCUGUGGAGGAUGCCAGAGCCACUAUGGAGCUUUACAAGGUGGUGGAGGAGGAGUGGGAGAGGCAGCUGGCCUCCAAAUCACAGGCCAGUUAGUGUCAGAUUACAGGACACGACAUGGAAAUAAACUGAGCUUAAAACGGACAUUUGGUGUGGCCGACUGGUUUCAGGAUCAAACCCCCCCCCUCUGCUGUCCGGGUGAUGUGUGAAUGUUAAUCAGAUCUGCAGUCCAGCUGUUCCAGGACAACACUGAGCCCAGAGUGACGCUCACGC
Morone saxatilis (striped sea-bass) is the source of this 335-nucleotide messenger RNA. It is a transcript of the gene isg20l2, whose product is annotated as interferon stimulated exonuclease gene 20-like 2. Lineage: Eukaryota; Metazoa; Chordata; Actinopteri; Moronidae. Gene Ontology annotation, cellular component: nucleus. The record is from RefSeq and is a predicted model, not a curated record. Gene Ontology annotation, molecular function: nucleic acid binding; exonuclease activity.